GGAUUUAUUGGACAUUGGCUUCUGUCCUUGAGAACUUCCGUAAGUUAACUGGUGCGUAUUGGGUUACGCAUUUUUGCUGUAAAUACUGUCUACUCCAGUUUCUUACUGAAUAAUAAUAACACAUGAACGGAUUGCAUCAUAAUUUGCUGGAUCAUCAAUACCAAAAUACUCACAUGCGGAACAGAAUCCAAGAUAUUGAUGUCGAUCAUAGGACCGUGUUCUCCUUUGAAUCGAACGCACAAUUGUGCGAUAUGACUAUCGACAGCGUCGAGUCUCGCUUACUACUUGUUGGAUCACAGGACGGCCACAUAUAUGUAUUUGAUGUUGAAGACCCAAGUUUUUUUAGUCUUGACUCAGUUAAACACACUUCGAUUGCAUCUGUUUGUAACAGAAGUAAAGGUUCAGGAUUUCUGUCGAAAGGAUCCCCACUCAUUUGUGUACAAUGGUAUCCAGUUGACAGUGGUUCUUUCACUUCGGCGUCAGCUAAUAAAAUGCUUGGGAUAUGGGACACCAACCGCCUUGAAUGCGUCACGUCAGUAAGUUUCGCCCAAAGUUUGUCCUGGUUAUCUAUGUCACCUGUGGCAUGUAGUCACAAUCUGAUCGCAGUUAGUCUAGGACCAUGUAGUGGUGAAUCAACUGGCCGCGCCGUUUUAGUUGAUCCUCUUAUGGGUUGUACAGUCACUACACUACUUGGAAGUCAUUCUCAAUCAGGCCUUACACAAGUUACUUGGUCCCCUAGGGCUGCUUAUGUUGUUGUUACAGGAGGGCGUGAUGGGAGAGUACUGUAUUGGGAUAUCAGGUUUCCUACAAAACCGAUAUAUUCUCUGAACAGAGAAAAUGAUCCACAAAGUGAUUUGGGAUAUUCUAAUGAAGCUAUUGCACAUACAGGACCUGUGCUAGGCCUCAAAUUUUCAUCAGAUGGUUUGCAUUUAAUUUCAUGGGGUGGUUCCGGUUUAACCGUAAAUGCUGCAUCCCUUCGUCUUUGGACGUCUGGUCCUGGUGAUUGUGAGCAAUCAUCACAUAUUCCUAGAUUGCGUCCCGUGAACUUUGGAAACAUAAUUCUCAACUCGGAAAGUAACCAAAUUUCUGACGCUGGGAAUCAAACUUUUACAAGUUCUAAUUCCUCAGGAAGUGGGAAUCAGAGUCCACAAUCGUCUGUCUUGCCAAUAAGAUUGGAUACCACACAUAUGUCAAUAGGCGAUUUGUGGGGAGCCUCAUCGUUAUGUAUUUUUGUUCCUGUAAGAAACCGCUUAUUAAUUGCUUCAGCGUCUAAACACAACACAUCGACUAAAAUUAUAACGCGACACUUUUCAAAAGUGGGUUUCUUGAAUUAUGCCAACUGUUUUUCAUUUGUUAGUAAACUCACUAUUUUGUUAUACACUGUGGCUUUGAUAUUCAUAUUUAUACCUAACUAAAUAUGCAAAAAAAUCUUUGUAGAUGUUCUUUAUUUUUACUAUUGACCAGACUUACAAUUCAGUUAUUCUUAGAUUCACUUUGGUACAUAUCGGAAUCAUAAUCCUAGUGCCAGUGUGCGACAUCCCUAAUAACCUUAGUAACUUCAGAUUGGUCCUAAUUAGCUGACUUAUCUAAAAUUCAAUAUCUUAGUUGUCAUCUAACGUCUCUUUGUAGGUACAUACCUCACCCGAAUAAUAGUUGAAGUAGUUUGAUAAGUGUUACAUCAGCUUCCUACAUCCCUACCAGUUUCUUCAUUUGGUAAUACAACCUUUCGAGUGCGCAAAAUAGCGGAAUUGCCUAACUCGAUUCAGUUCAAUGCAUCAUGACUGAAGCCAAACUUGGUGUGCUAGUUAGUCGUGGUCUAGUUAAUUUGUAUGUUUAAGUGCUAACUGUUUCUCUUUCAUGGUUCAUUAGUUUAGCGUUGAUUCAGACUGAAGCACACAUCCCACGAAUGCAUUUGGACGUGCAUCCAUUAUUGAGGCUUUACUUCUAAGUACUUAUAUUUAAAAUACCGUUUGUCCUCAGCAGAGUUUUUAUGAAUUUUAGAUACGUGCAUGUGUUUGGAACGAUCGUCGUUUAGAAUUGUAUACCUGCGGAGCUGACGGAAAUCUCUUUACAUGGCCCAUUCUUCCUCUUUCAAGCAGCAAUGUGAUUGAUGAUGAUCAAUUUUAAUUUAUACACCUUAGUAUUUUGUAAAUAAACAUGUAUAGUGAUAAUUGAAAUCUUAUAAUUAACUAUUGCACACUUGUGUUGUUAUUACUGAAUAUGCCUAUCAGAACUAAUGAAUCCAAUUGCCAGUUGACUGCUGUUUUUAGUAAAUCAAAUGAAAGAGUUAUAACAUUAAUACUAUGUAGUUUUAGUUGAAUUAUCCAUAAUUGUUGUCAAGUGUCAUA
Schistosoma mattheei is the source of this 2348-nucleotide messenger RNA. The record is from the annotation of a GenBank genome assembly. NCBI's taxonomy places the organism in Eukaryota, Metazoa, Platyhelminthes, Trematoda, Strigeidida, Schistosomatidae.